AAAAGAUGUUUGCAACGCAUUUGAAACUAUACUUUACUCAUCCUGGGUUUCGAUUUAUGGUUUGCAAGGGUCGGAGAGUUGUGCAUUGUUAAUUGAAGUUGCACUAACGUCUUCCCCCUUUAAGCUUCUCUCUCUCAGAUCUUUUGUGAAAAGAGAUCUUAACAAUUGUUAGUCGAGUGGACCACCAUUACCGAGGCUUACUCAUGUUUUCUUAUUUGCACGAUUACAACACAUUUAAGAGUUGUCAGCAAAUUAUUUGAUGACUGAGAGUUACAUGUUUUUAAAGUUAUAGCAAUCGGUUAACUUUUUAUCGAUUUACUUCUUAAUCGACAACUGGUCGAAUAUAAUACAUGCUUGACGACUCAGUUGCCGACGUCACUCUUGCUGAUUUCCAGAUAUUAGAAUCACCCUGCGCCGAUGUUCCGUUUGACCGUGGCCCUCAGUUCCAUUUAAAUCUCCAGUGUCGUACAUGUGAAUCAUUUAAAGAAACGUUUGUCUGCUGUGAUUGUGUUAGGAAGGAUUCCAUAUUCUCGAAGAAGUCCGGAAAACUUAGCUUUCCUCAGAAUUCUGAUCGGAUUGUGACAGUCCGUAAAUCGGUUAAUGACUUAAAUAGAAAGAUUAAAGUAUACGAACCCAUACUGUUCAAAUCUGUAUUUCACACUUUUGGUAGAGUUGAAGAGUUGAAUGCUCAAAUUUCUUCUUUGGAACAUACGAUCGAGUUUCUUACUAAAAUGAACGUAGAGAAACGCAAAAAGCUACAACGUGUUCGACAAGCUAUGACACGAUGCCAUACCGCAUCCCAGCAUCUUCUGAAGCAGCAAGCUAAUUUGGUACGGCAUUUUAUCACGGUUGCACAGAGAAAAAAGUUAUUGGUAGCUGAUCUUGAUAUAGUAAACAGGCAAAUCAAGCACGUACAUGAUACUUAUUUUGAGGAGUUGCUUGGAGUUUAUUUCGUGACCGACCUGUCGACUGAUGGUUUAUCUCCGGAUAGGUUUGUUUGUUCACCUUUACAUAUCGAUAAAGAGAACAUUUUUGCAGGUUAGUGUCGCUCUGAAGUUUCGAUUGAUGUAUUUUUGUUGUCGAGUAACAUGAUCAUUGUCAUACAAAGCUGUUGUACAUUCACUGUAGAUUUGAAAUGUAUAAUUCAAGAUGAUAUUUACUCUUGUAAUGUUUUUUGUACCAUAUAUUGUACCACUUAUUAUUCUCAAUGUGGAAUCUCCACGCUUCAUACCACUUCUAUUUUGCGAUGAAAAUCUUUUGAACCACAGGUGACCUGUUCAACUGGUAUACUAUUUUAAUUGUGUACAAUUGUACUCUUAUAUCACUUUACUCAACUACUCUAGCUAUUUUGUGACUUCAUAUUUUUGUAGAUCGGUGAUAAAUUGACGUAGAUAACAUGUGUUCCUAAAUUUCCUAUAAACCUCCAGCUAUAUCUUUAAAGUCUUCACUUUUUAUCACCUUUACUGUAGGUCCUGAACCCACCCCAUCCAGUCAUACGGCUUUAACAUAUUGCUCAGUAGCAAUAAGGGUUUCAACUAUCUUGUUAGAUGUUUGGUUGCCAGUCUCCAUUCGCCGGAAUUUGCAUUUGGUUGGUUCUUUUUUGUCUGCAUUACCUCAGAGGGAUGAUAUGGGUCGUGUGUAUUUCGCAGUCAUUCAUGCUGUUCACCUGUUAUGCCAAUGUCGAGGGAUUGAUAUAAAACAUGGAUUAGAACAGCUUGGGAUAAGCGUAAUUCCUGGACGGAACACAUUUUACAAUCCAUUAUUUGGAUUAUAUUGCCUUGGGCAUCUGGUCAGUCACAAUAAUAAGUCUACUAGGUACUUUGACGAAUGUUACAAUAUAAAACUAGAUGGGCUUUUUGGAAAGAUUCCAUCAUUAUCCUUAAUGAGUCAUCCUACAGUUUCAUUUAGUUCACCAUGUUUUGUAGAGAAAGGCGAAGAAGUGGAUGAGAUGUUUGGCUUAUCAAACGAUGAUAGUUUAACUUUAUGUGACAAACAAGUGAAUAGGUUUACUUUAUGUAGGGCAAGUAGUUCCGACUAUGUUCAGUCAUCCAAUAAACUCGAAGAACACGACUCGUCUGUUGGUUUGGAAUGUUGGGAACUAGUUUCUGUGACCUCACCAGGAGAACCAGAAUCAUGUGAAACUACAGUGACCAAUGCCGGAUUUAUGGAUUCAACGCAAUAUCCUGGUCCACUUUCGAAAGUUUGGCGUCUAGCGAAAGGGAUUAUGGGAACUUCAGAACUUAGUGAUUGUGACGAAUAACGUGAAAAAACAGAUCGUGACCAAACUUUGUUCAUUAUUUAUCAAACCAGAGUCUUUCAUGAAGCAAACUUGCAAAAACUUUAGUCUUUCAACAUUUUAAUUUGUAAAAUAAAAUUCGAAAAAAACAAAUUUUUCCCCAUUAUUGUAUAUAUGUCAAAAAGUUUUAUUUUGAAUUCUGUUCCUCGUGAAUUAAUCAACUAAGGCGAAGUAUUAGGAAAAAUGAACAGCUUGAUGUACUUGUAAACAUUAGUAUAGAUAUUUGGUUCAUUUGCCCAGUAUAUGUUCAUGUACUCCUGAGUCAUAUUUUGUAGUGAUAACUAGUGAUACUACCCGGCUGCCUAAAUCGGAUUCUUAAUCCACUGGUUGAAGUACAUAGUACACACAAGUGGGUAAUCAUGGAUUUAUGUAUUCUGUUAGAUCUUCGUCAGGCUUUGCUCUAAUAUACAGUAAUAUUUAUAUGCAUAUACGAAAUUGUUAAAUUAAUCAAGGCAGUUACUGAGUUAGUGAUAACAGUGGAAUAGAUCACAUAAGUAAAGAGUACAAAUUCAUAGUAUUUGUAUUCAUAAGCGUUAUAACUUGUGACCUGUGCGCCCUGCUAAUAUAUAACGUAACGAUGCCACCAAAUAUAGAGCAGUGAAUUAUCGAUCGGACCAAUGACGCCUAAAACCCAUACGAGCAGUCUAGAGUACUUAUCGGUCCUGCUUCCUGCCUAGCCCAAUCAGUUAGGUCCAGGACACGAAUCUCUGCCUCUGCGACAUGAAUCAUUUAUUUCAAGCAUACUGGGUCUAUAUUACCAAUCAAGCAGAGCACAUCGUACCAAUAAGGUAUGAAACAACAUUUGUACAAGAAUUAGCCAAAUGUGGAUAUGAAUGAGGGAGGUAGUAAGUAAUAGACGGCAUAAUUCAAGAAUGGUAAGUCGUAUAAUGAUAGUUCAUAGGCCAAAAUAAAGCUUAUAAUAAGGGGGACAUGAAUAUGAACAGUUUAGUUAUUUAACAAUUAUAAAAAUAUACACAUAGUACUGGUCCACAAAUGGAUCCCAGAAAGUUACCAUUCAUUAUGCUUAUCGGGACAUAACAAUGAGGAAUUUGUAACACCUUUGUCUCUUCCUUGAUCGAGAUAGCCUUAAUAAACGAUCUUACUAAUCAUUUUUCGCACCUUUUGUUCGUUUAUUUCUCUUCAUUCAAUCCAAAUCAUUUCCAAAUGUACGCUUCAUUGUUCAAUUAUCUGGACAUUUCUUAUUACAUAAUCCUACAGUUUUUAUGAGUGCUAUUUCACUGUCUAUAUUUCUAAAGUCAUUGACCUAUUUCCCAUUAUGAAACAUGGAUUCAAGCCCUAGUACACCUGUCAUAUCACUAUAAAUUUGUACUCUUUACUUAUGUGACCUAUUCCACUGUUAUCACUGACUCAUUAACUGCCUUGAUUAAUUUUGUAUAUGUAUAUAAAUAUUACUGUAUAUUAGAGUAAAGCCUGACGGAGAUCUAACAGAAUACAUGAUUACCCACUUGUGUGUACCAUGUAUCUUCAACCAAUGGAUUAAGAAUUCGAUUUGGGCAGUCGGCUAAUAUCAAGCCUAAUGAGGAUCUAAUUGGAAACAAUGUUGUUCGCUUGUUGUUGUUCUAAUUCACAAUAUGGGAAUUUUUAAGAUUCAUAUAUUUUAAAAGUGUCCUUUUGUAUAGUUCAGUAUCUACUUAUGAGUUAUUAUUUUGGUUAAAAUAAAUUAUUAUUAGUGUGUCUUUUUCCAUAUUUCUUCGAUAUUAAGAGUAAAGAAUCUUGAUUAGUACGUACUUCAGUGUUAGUUUUUUUUAAAUCAUAAACAGUGAAUAAAGUAGGUAAACUCUCAGUUUUGUUUAGUCAAUAUUUUUCAGUCCUAAAUCGAUCAACAUAAUUUAGAUUGUUGUUGAACGUUUAUAGUAUGGGGUCACUCAAUCCACUGAAUAUAAAUUACAACUGAAAUAAUUUAAUAUAGCUGGUAGUUUCUUGGUAGGUGGAAAACCCGGUUUCAUGAUCAGCCAUAUCUAUCAUAAUACCGCUGAACCGCCAGUGACCAAACCUAGGUUUUAUAGUGGUUACCUUACCCGAUCAUCAAGCAACACAUUAAUUGUAACAGCUAUAUGUCCUAAAGUAACGUAAGACUAGGAAUUCAGGGAUGUAUGACUAGUAGAGAUCUACUUCAAAGUAAGCUGAUUAUUGUCAAUGUUAUUACACGGUUAAAACCCAUAUACUAUUGGAAUUGAUGUAAAGUAUUUUAAUGUAGUUUAUACAUUUCAAUACCAAAAGCUUAUUGUUCGAACAUUUUUCUCAUUCU
Molecule: messenger RNA, 4565 nt
Organism: Schistosoma haematobium
Lineage: Eukaryota; Metazoa; Platyhelminthes; Trematoda; Strigeidida; Schistosomatidae
Exons: 8
Coding region: 351-1043 (230 amino acids)
Source: RefSeq, a predicted model, not a curated record